AUGGGUACAUUGACAACACCGGCAGAGCGUGCCGAGGAGUUGCGGGCUCGACUCUCUGGUCAAGCUUUUAACCGAAGUUCCAGAAGAACUACUCGUCAAAACUCUACUCUCUCCAAUCCAAUGUUUACUGCAGCGCUUCAUGCUGCUCCCCGUGAUGCAAGGGGAGCAGAACUCUCCCCAAUAGAAGCUCGCUUGGUUCGAAUGCUCAAGAUUUUCGCAACUGACGAGGAAGUUGCUGAGUACGGGAACAUGUACACUAAGAACAAAGCUCAAGCUGGCAAAGGGACUCUGAGUGGCACUAUUUUCUCUGGUGUUUCACUCAAUAUGGAUGAGGAUACACCAUAUAACAAGGUCGAUAUGGUUGCUGAUGCGAAAGCCAUGACGGGCGAUUUCCUCACCAUGCCCGAAAACAAAAUUAUAGACAUCACAACAAUUGAUGCAGAAUGCGCUGACAAUCCCGAGUAUAUGGAGGCACUUACUGGAGCAGGAAGUGGAAUAACUGUGUUAGUUGCGCCUAAGCUCGAAGAGGAGGAGAAAAAGCCAAUGCAAGAUGAUGAGGAGGGCCAAAGUAGCACAACUUCAAUUAGUCCUAAUUCUGAUGCUGUCGCAAAUACCGUAAGCGACUACAGACUGGUCUUAGAGCGGUUCAAAUGUCACCGUGAGCAGCAUGAUGGAUUUGCCAGCACCAGGAAUGAGAUCUAUUGGGCUCUGGCGUCUGGAUCCGAUGUUCGAUAUAAGCAAAAUUUCAAAACCGGCGAAUAUGGCGCCGUUGAAAGUGGGAAUGUACGACAAAUGGGCCUGACUUACUUUGAAGGCGCUGUUGAAGAGCAUUUCGCAGGGCAUAUUGAGUGUUGGGAGGCGGAUGAUAGUGGUGAUAGCUUCUAUAACAGAAUGGUGCAGACUUUGAAAGACAUUCUAGACUUUUCCAUCGAGGCCGCUGUUAAUGCAACUGCUGCUGACGAUUGGGGAGAUGAAUGUGGAUCGACAGGAAAGGGCGCGGCGAUUCUUGCGUUAAUUGGAACCUGUGGGAGGCUUGUUGCAGCUCUCCUUGAGUGGUUGACAAAUGACGACGACUUAGUCUUUCGACGUGUAUUCGCGUUCACAGAGCCAGCAUUGGCUGCUUGA
Messenger RNA from Botrytis porri, 1125 nucleotides. RefSeq lists its product as uncharacterized. Bases 1 to 1125 code for a protein of 374 amino acids. NCBI's taxonomy places the organism in Eukaryota, Fungi, Ascomycota, Leotiomycetes, Helotiales, Sclerotiniaceae. The record is from RefSeq and is a predicted model, not a curated record. The transcript has a single exon.